Messenger RNA from Oryza brachyantha (malo sina), 2325 nucleotides. Its product is annotated as jasmonoyl--L-amino acid synthetase GH3.3-like. The record is from RefSeq and is a predicted model, not a curated record. The transcript has 5 exons. The coding region runs from base 207 to 1973 and encodes 588 amino acids. Gene Ontology annotation, molecular function: acid-amino acid ligase activity. Gene Ontology annotation, cellular component: cytoplasm. Lineage: Eukaryota; Viridiplantae; Streptophyta; Magnoliopsida; Poales; Poaceae.
UCGCGUCUCGCGUGUAUAAAUGCUCCGGUGCUCGGCCUCCUCCUCUCGCACCGCGUCCCUCCUCUCCUCUCCUUCUCCUUCUUCUCCUUCGGGUGAGCCGGUGAGGUGGUAGUCCAUUGCUGCGGCAGCCGGCGGCGGCGACGACGACGGGCACGACGCGGUGAGAGGUUUCUUGGCUCUUGCUGGGAGUGAGCAAGUGCGGCGAGAUGUUGGAGAAGAAGGCGACCAGGGGGGAUGGGUUCAGCGGCGAGGAGGUGAUCGCCGAGUUCGAGCGGCUGACGCGCGACGCGGCCAUUGUGCAGCGGGACACGCUGCGGCGGAUCCUCGCCGAGAACGCCGGCGUCGAGUAUCUCCGGGGGCUGGGCCUCGCCGGCCGCACCGACCCGGACAGCUUCCGGGCAUGCGUGCCGCUCGCCACCCACGUCGACCUCGAGCGCUACAUUGAGCGCAUCGCCGACGGCGACACCUCCCCCGUCCUCACCGCCAAGCCGGCCACCUCCAUCUCCCUCAGCUCCGGCACGACGCAGGGGAAGCGCAAGUACCUUCUGUUCAACGAGGAGCUCGUCAAGUCGACGAUGCAGAUAUACCGGACCUCCUACGCUUUCCGGAACAGGGAGUUUCCAGUGGAGAACGGGAAGGCGCUGCAGUUCAUCUACAGCAGCCGGCAGUUCACGACCAAGGGCGGGCUGACGGCGACGACGGCGACGACGAACGUGUACCGGAGCGAGGAGUUCAAGGCGACGAUGAGGGACAUCCAGUCGCAGUGCUGCAGCCCCGACGAGGUGAUCUUCGGACCGGACUUCGCGCAGUCGCUCUACUGCCACCUCCUCUGCGGCCUGCUCUUCGCCGGCGACGUGCAGAUCGUGUCCGCCACAUUCGCGCACAGCGUCGUGCUCGCCUUCCAGACGUUCGAGCGGGUCUGGGAGGAGCUCUGCGCGGACAUCCGCCGCGGCGAGGUGUCGCCGGCGCGGGUCACGGCCCCCGCCGUCCGGCAGGCCAUGUCGUCUCUCCUCGCCGCGCCCAACCCCGGCCUCGCCGACGAGGUCGCCCGCAAGUGCGCCGGCCUGAGCAACUGGUACGGCGUGAUCCCGGCGCUGUGGCCCAACGCCAAGUACGUCUACGGCAUCAUGACGGGCUCCAUGGAGCACUACGUCAAGAAGCUCCGCCACUACGCCGGCGGCCUGCCGCUGGUCGCCGCGGAGUACGGUGCCUCCGAGGGCUGGAUCGGCGCCAACGUCGAGCCCGGCACGCCGCCGGAGUGCGCCACGUUCACCGUGCUGCCCGACAUCGGCUACUUCGAGUUCAUCCCUCUCAAGGCCACCUCGACCGCCGCCGGCUGCUACGCCGAGGCGGCGCCCGUCGGGCUGACGGAGGUCGCCGUCGGCGAGCUCUACGAGGUCGUGAUGACCACCUUCGCAGGGCUGUACCGGUAUAGGCUGGGAGAUGUGGUGAAGGUGGCAGGGUUCCACAACGCGACGCCCAAGCUCAAGUUCGUGUGCAGGAGGAACCUGAUGCUGUCCAUCAACAUCGACAAGAACAGCGAGCAGGACCUUCAGCUGGCCGUGGACAGCGCGGCGAGGGCGGCGCUCGCCGGCGAGAAGCUGGAGGUGGUCGACUACACCAGCCACGCCGACAUGUCGUCGGACCCGGGCCACUACGUCAUCUUCCUGGAGCUGAACACCGACGCCGGCGCCGUCGACGGCGAGGUGCUGCAGGCGUGCUGCGACGAGCUGGACAGGGCCUUCGUGGACGCCGGCUACGUCGGGUCGAGGAAGACCGGCGCCAUCGGCGCCCUCGAGCUGCGCGUGCUGCAGCGGGGUACCUUCCAGAAGGUGCUCCGCCACUACCUCUCCCUCGGCGCCCCCGUCAGCCAGUUCAAGUCGCCCCGCUGCGUCUACCGCUCCAACUCCGGCGUCCUCCACAUCCUCGCCGGCAGCACCACCAACGUCUUCUUCAGCACCGCCUACGACUGACUGAUCGACAAGUGAAAAAUCGCAAAGUGAUGAACUGGGCAUGCAAGAUGAGCGUAGUGUAGCUUAGAGAUCUAGUUAAGAGUGAUCAGCGAGCAAGCAUGCAUGCAUGCAUGCAUGCAAGCAAGCUAGUAGGUGCAGUGGUCACAGCGGUUCGUCAGAAAGGAUAAGGGGAAUUCAGGAUCAGAUCGUACCCUGUAACCUGCAAUCUUGCGUGCAGGACUGCAGAUGCAGGUGUCACUAGUUCAAGUGGCCACCGGCCAAACAAUGUGUGUAUAUACCUGUCUACCAUGGAUGCAUGCAAUGUCGUCCCAGCUUUCAAAUAAACCUUUCUCCCCAUGUUCAUAUGUCUCAA